UCGCGUCUUUUUAGUUGCGUUCUGUAAGUGCGGCAAAACGGUAAAGCAUAUUGAAAGCUUUAAGACUCUAAUCAUGUGCAGAACUCAGAGUUUAUUAUUAUGCAUGAUUUGGAUAAUACUCGCGGCUAGCUAUGAGUCUAUUCCAAUUUCAGGCUACGACAAUGCAUGUCUGACUACCGACCUCAACUUUGCAUUAGGAAUAUUGAUCAAUACAACGUACGACAAAUCUACCAUCUUUCAAUGCUGUCCCGGCUAUGCAGGACCAGUCGAAAACUGCCAGCCCGUUUGCUCUAAGGAUUGCGGACCGAAUGCCUUCUGCAACUGGCCCGAGCAUUGUGCUUGCAUAGAUGAUGAUUAUGAACAGAUCAAGGGAGGUCAGGGAUGUAAACCAAAGAACAAUCGAAACCUAUGCGUUGGCAAGGAAUUGACAAUUGAGAAUCCUAAGAUUACGUUUAGGUCAAACAGUAUAAUCGAUCAGGUGCCAAUGAUGUGCUGUGAAGGCUAUGAAAGGCUGAACGAGUCGGAGCCCUGUCUGCGCAAAGUAGACAAGCAUGAGUGCACAGUACCGAUUCAGGUCGCAAUGAAGCAAACGGAUAUUGAAGAAUGGAAACUUUGGGAUCUGGAAACGAAGGAUCCCAAUGCAACUUUGCCACUGACAAAAACGGAAAUGCGUCGAGUUUGCUGCGAUGGCUACAAAAGACAAACCACAAACGGCCCUUGCUUGAAAGAGCCUGAAAUUACCGAAAUUGUUGACUCGAGUGCGGAAUGGCUAGACAAUUUAAAAAAAAUAUAUGAAGAUUUAUAUACAGAAAACAUCGAUUCAACUUCGGUACCGGUGGAUGAUGAAAGUCCAGAACAGUUUGCCACAGAAAUUAUUGACACGCCCGAUGGUACGCCAACGACCAUGGAAAAUGAACUCUCAUCGACUACCGAUCCCACUUUGCAUGCAAAGGAGGUGGAAAGUGAAGCCAAACUGUCGGCGGAUUGGUUGAAGAUUAAAGAAGCAUUUGACCGUUUUGAUAUCGCAUUCCCCACUGAUCUGCUCAAAACAACAGUGGAAAAGGAAGUCCCAUCGCCUAAAGAUCCCAAUUUGUGUACAAGGGAAGUGGAAAGUGAGACCACACUGGCGCCGGAUUGGAUGAAGAUUAAAGAAGCAUUUGAUAGUUUCAAUAUCCCAUUCCCCAAUAAUCUGUUUCCGAAAAAAAUCGAAACAUUCUGCUGCACUGGCUACGCGAAGAAUGACAAUGAAGACCUCUGCAAGCCCAUGUGCCAACCCGAUUGUGGGGAAAAUAGCGAUUGCAAAGAACCAAAUAAAUGUGUAUGUCGAAAAGGUUUCCACCAGAAAGCAGGCAAUGAUCUCUGUGUCCCAGAUUGCUCGGAGCAGACCAAGCCAGAACACAGUAGCUGCAUUAGUCCUGAGGCAUGGGAAUGUGAUUUAGGCUACAUCAAACUGCCCAAGCCCUAUGGAGUAAAGGAGUUCGAAUGCCAGCCACAUUGCGUGCACAGCUGCUCCAGCUAUGGCAAGUGUGUGGCGCCCAAUGUAUGCGAGUGUCUGCCAGGCUAUAAACCCAUUUCGAUUGGCUAUGAUGAAAUUAAUCAGAUGUCGCUUGAGAGAUGCCAUGCCAUAGAUGGCACAGUUGAUACAAAUAUUAAUCAAGGGAUUAUCUAUCGAAAUACAUAGGAUCUCAUAUGCUAUAAAUAUUUUCUUUGAAAUUACAGUAAAUAUAAUUAUAUU
Messenger RNA from Drosophila hydei, 1735 nucleotides. RefSeq lists its product as uncharacterized. Bases 74 to 1681 code for a protein of 535 amino acids. The transcript is spliced from 10 exons. The record is from RefSeq and is a predicted model, not a curated record. NCBI's taxonomy places the organism in Eukaryota, Metazoa, Arthropoda, Insecta, Diptera, Drosophilidae.